UUAAAAUAAAUGGACUGAAUUAAUUGGGUACAACUAAUUGAGAUGAGCAUACAUCCACACCUGUCGGCGUUUCAGCAUAUUAUCACAUCUAUUUUUAGACACUCCCUCACAAUUCAUGUAUGCUGACAAUACAUGCCCAGAUGUCCUGGAUUUGAUCAACAGUCACACCCCCUGUGGUAAGCUUUUUAUUCUUCUUUCAAUGUUUUCCAGUAAUCACAAAACCCAUCGAACCUACAAGGACUAUAAUCUUCCUGGUGACCAAAAUUUUCUUUCCCUUUCUGUUUUGGGACAGGACUUAAGGUGUUAUAUACAUCGUGUUCCAAAGUAGAUACAACAAAAGAGAAUCAUGAAUGUCAAACUCAAAACAAUGCAGCCAUAGCUAAGAAUAUGUAUUUUGGAAUGUCUUCCAUCUCCCUGACGCAGCAAAUCAUACUUUGGUUAACUCCAAGCUCUGUACUACUCUUGCAGCCUUGCCUAUGCACUCAAAACACAACCAACUUGCAGAGUCGUCAAUUCUUUGCCUCUAAUUAUAAAAGAAGCUUGAAGGAGAAAAAAGGGAUGCGGGGUCU
This is a messenger RNA of Rubroshorea leprosula, 569 nucleotides long. The record is from the annotation of a GenBank genome assembly. NCBI's taxonomy places the organism in Eukaryota, Viridiplantae, Streptophyta, Magnoliopsida, Malvales, Dipterocarpaceae.